AUGUCUGAGCUGUUGGUGGCAUGGACCCACCGGCUGCAGCUGUUCCCCACCGAUAAACUCAAGGAGCACGCAAGCGCGGGAGAAAUGUUUGAUCGCUCCCUGCAAUCAACCCACUGUGUCCACCACCCCUGGGCGCAAUACGAAGCGAAGGACUUGCUCCAGAUCGCCAGCUCGUCGUGCUCUCCUAAGGACCCAAGAACCCGUGCCUAG
Molecule: messenger RNA, 210 nt
Organism: Gaeumannomyces tritici R3-111a-1
Lineage: Eukaryota; Fungi; Ascomycota; Sordariomycetes; Magnaporthales; Magnaporthaceae
Exons: 1
Coding region: 1-210 (69 amino acids)
Source: RefSeq, a predicted model, not a curated record